UUUACACUUUUCCGCCAAAAGUACUCGUGAACAAACUUGUCUAAAGUCUGUCUUAUAAAUGUUGCAAAGUGAUCGGCUCUUCAUUUAUUGAGUAAUUUCAUGUCGGUAUACAUGCGUCAAAAUAUGGAAGAUAAAAAACGGAGUCAGAAAUCAAAAGGAACACAAAAGUCUGAUAAAUGGAAGGACGACAUUCGAAAACUGUAUGCUGGAUUGGAAAAACUUGCACGACUUGACGAAUUUGAAGAAGACCAAAAGAUCGUUAAAAAAAUUUAUGCAGAUUUCGAAAGAUUUUUUAAUGGACGUAGAAAGGCUAAACAGAUUAAAAUCAAAUAUCGACCUUUGUUUGAUAAAGAUAUACUGGAGGGCACAUUUACUGACGAACAUAGAGCUAUAUCAUUGCUGCAGAAACAGGAGGACAGUCCAAUAAAUGGCGAUACCCUUUUACUUCGAGCAAUGUCAAUGAAUGUAGAAUCUGAAGUGGGAAAGACAACUCUUGACCAGAUCAUCAAAUUACUAAUAGAGAAAUGUCCAGAGCUGAUUGUGUUUCCAAAAAGCAAUGUUGGUUAUGCAGGUAUUACACCAGUCCAUCUUGCAAUUCUAAAAGAAAAUGUAAGCAUCUUAGAGUCCAUGUGUAACAGUUUGGAAUAUAUCCAUGAGUCCAGACUCCCAAAAGAAAUAAUUCAAGGCAUAUGUGCAGUUGGACCAAUUUUUCAAGCCUCUCCAAUGAUGGCAGGUACACCUCUAGGUGUUGCAGCUCUUAAAUUUAAUGAAGACAUUUUUAAGCUUAUCCUAUCACAUUUUGCUUCAGGUUUAGAUGUUACGAAUGACAAAGGGGACUCUAUUAUACAUUCCCUCAUCAAAUAUGCGUGUGUACAGCCGGACAAACACAAUGAUAUUCUGACAAUGAUAAGCUAUGUUUUACAGUGCAAAUUUUGCAGUGACUUUGAUGACAAAGUUAAACGAAAGUACAAAAGACAGGCACGCAAACUUCUUAUGUUGACAAGCAAAGAAAAAUUAAAUGCGAUGCAACUGGCUGCAAAAAGACAACAAUUUAACAUAUUUGAAAACAUUAUGCGGAGCGAGAUUUACCAUUCAAGAGAAUCCGGCGAUGGCCUUUUCAAUGAAGAAGUGUAUGACAUAACAGAAAUAGAAACGCUGAACAUCAUUGAAGAGGUCGAUGAGAACGACAAUGAAGAUCUGAAACCAGACCACCACGAGUCAAUUUUGGAGUACAUAGUCCACCAAGAAACAAACACUGCUUUUCGUUUUGUCGAUUCUAUUCCCGUACAAGACGUGAUUCGGGAGAAAUGGAAGUCAUACAAGAGUUGGUUUCUCGGAUGGUUUAUUCUCCAUCUUGUUUUCAUGUCCCUGUUAUCUGUUGCUUCUGUAUACAGAUCUAAACUAUCCGGACCUGUAUCAAUAAACAAAAAGGUUGAAUUUGCAUACAUCGUUUCUGAAGAUGCAUUCGUGACUGUAGUUUCCGUAUUUGGUUUACUUAUAGGUUUGAUAUAUCUUACCAUGGAGAUAGCGCAUCUGCUCAUUUCACGUUUUCAAUAUCGGACAUCAAAGGUUUUCAUGAAACGAUUUUUCCGGCAUUUUAAUACGCCAUAUUCAAAUAUGAUUUUUAGAAUAUAUUUUAGCCUUUUUUCUCUCCUGCUGAUCAUAGAUUGCGUUCUUGCUUCAACUGAAGCCUCUGGCUCCUUUUCAGGAUAUGAAAAUUAUUGCCUGAUCUUUGCUGUGAUUAUUGGCUGGUAUUUAGUCAUGUUCUUUCUGCAAACAUAUAGGGCAUUUAGCAUAUUUACUGUCUUGAUACAAAAAGCAGUUUUAGAUAUGCUUAAAUUUGCUUUAGUUAUGGCUUUCUUUCUGGUGGCAUUCUCUGUAGCAAUGUACAUGAUAAUGCAAGGGGCUAAUACUGUGGAAGACGACUUCAACCACUUUAGUACAACAAUGCUUAAAAUGUUGACCAUCAUGCUUGGCCUUGGAGAACUUGGAAUCUUGUUUGAAGCUCGACAACCUUAUCUAGCAAUUUUUGUCUUUGUUCUGUUUGUCUUGCUGACAACAAUUCUCCUCCUUAAUGCCUUGAUCGCCAUGAUGUCAAAUUCUUGCACCGAUCUUAUGAAUAACUAUGGAGGAUUGGUAGCUGGGAAGCUUCACUGUCGUCUGCAAAAGUUGUCAGUUAUUUUGUUUCUUGAAGGAUUCUUUCCCCGGCGAUUAUGUAAAGAAGUUGGGAUUAAGAAAAAGAAACAUAGAUAUGUCAAUAAUGAAUGGACGUUUAACAAACAGAGGCGGUUAUGGCUAAGAAGCUCAGUUCACGACCAUAACAUGACAGAAACUGAUAAGAAGUCCGAUCAAAUACUGCAAGCACAUCAGACAAAAGACAUUUUUUCUUUAUUCAUGCAAUAUGUUAAUCCAGAAAAAAAGGGUAAAAGGACUAAAGUUGUCGAGUUAUCACCUUCACCACUGUAUACAAUUACACUUCCGAGUAGAAACAAUGAAAGCUUUGAUAUUACUGACAAUGACAAGAAUGUUAAUGAUGAUGAGCAAAACAAUACACUUUUGAAAUCACUUAAUAUACCAGACGACGAGGUAAUACAACAUUCUUAAAUAGCUAAUGUUUUAUUGAAUAAUAGUUACUUAAAUUUAGUAUUUUGUGACGUUAUUGUAGAGUAAUUGUGUACUUCUGUAGACAUAUAAUUUAGUUGUAUUUUAGUAUAUACAUCGUAGAUGAUCACACUGCAUUUCAUAUUCCUUUUUAAUUUGAUGUAUGUUUGUUAGUGAAUGCAAGCUUAUUCAGUUUUCAAAGUAACUUGUCGUUUUUUAAUCUAAGCGAAAAACACUUCGAAAGAAUGAUGAAAUCGUUUAUCGGACGUUUGAUACGUUUUUAGGUGCGUGAAUAUUGUUAAAUAAUUUCUGUGAUAUACGAUGUAUUUCAAAGUAUCUUUAUUUUAACCUAUUACUUGCGUUUUUUGUAUUUAUAUAUGAUCGCCAUUUAUUGAUGUUUCUUCCGCACAUUCUCAUACCAUAACAAAUAAUUUUAUUUGGAUGGCAUGCAUGCGUAUGACAUUUCGUUAGUUUUUAUUGUAUAUUUUAUCUAUAAAGAAAACUUGAAUACUUUCUUUGUUCAUGUGCAUUUAUUUAGAUUUAAUUUUUUCUUAAUAUUGCUAGACUUUUUUUGUGUAAUUGGCUGUUGGUCAUGUAUCGCAUAAUUUUAUUUAUUCAUUUUUAAACGACUUAAAUUUCAUUUUGUAACAACGUUUAAUUCUAAAAGUAAUCAACUAUCUUUGUCAAUGUUAUAUUACGAGUGCUCAUAAAAUAGUUCCCUGACAUUUAUAAAAAGAAGGGGCAUAUGCGUUUGUCAAGAUGAAAAAACAACAACAA
Messenger RNA from Ruditapes philippinarum (Manila clam), 3378 nucleotides. Its product is annotated as transient receptor potential cation channel subfamily V member 6-like. Lineage: Eukaryota; Metazoa; Mollusca; Bivalvia; Venerida; Veneridae. Gene Ontology annotation, cellular component: membrane. Bases 100 to 2604 code for a protein of 834 amino acids. Gene Ontology annotation, biological process: calcium ion import across plasma membrane. The record is from RefSeq and is a predicted model, not a curated record. The transcript has 2 exons. Gene Ontology annotation, molecular function: calcium channel activity.